AUGGUAGAUGCCACUCGAAUAACUCCUCGCCAGAUUUGGGCGGACCCGACUUCCACCACUGCCAUAACAUAUACUUCAGGGUGCACGCCAUUCGUCUUACCCAGUAAUGGAAUUAUUCAUGUGAAUCAAUCAUACGCUUUGAGUCUCACGGGAAAUGCCAUCUAUGAACCCAUCUGCACCGGUGACCCUGAAUCUUUCAAUCAUGUCUCGCCCGUACUCGACACCCGCGACCCGUUCUAUUCCUCUGUGGCCCCUCAAUUAUUCACCAUCGGCUGCGCAACAGUCAUCAGCUAUGUCCUCGUCAUUAUUCUCCUCAUCACUCCUCGAACUUUCUAUGUUGGUGGCCCUGGUGGUGGAGCAAAUUUCUUGGGUCGACAUGGGAUGAUGAGUGGUUCAUACGGCGGGAAUUCUUCCGUUAUUGGAGUUGGUGGUCGGCCCUGGCUUCAGGUGGUGGCCGCGUGUCUGGUUGCGAUCGCAUUGACUAUCGCGACCUUUGACUCUUUCAAAGUCGCAGAGUCUCAAUUCUUAUUCGGAUACUCGGAUGCCGAAACUCUCUCACAACAAGUUAUUGACGGGCUGGAGAUCAGGAUUGUCCGCGUCAUUUCGAGCACUUUUCUUUGGUUGGCGCAGGUUCAGACGCUGAUUCGACUGUUUCCGCGGCACAAGGAGAAAGUUAUGAUCAAAUGGGCUGGAUUCGCACUUAUUGUGCUGGAUACGACGUUCAGUAUCUUGGAGAAUUUCUUUUACAGAAAUACGUCCACAAGGCCGAGAUCCUAUAACGACGCGAUCCCAGCUCUGAGCUAUCUGUUUGAAUUGGCCCUCAACCUGCUCUAUGCUGCAUGGGUUAUUUUUUACUCAAUUUCAAAGCACCGCUAUGCCUUUUUCCACCCGAAGAUGCGCAACAUCUGUUUCGUGGCUCUAUUAUCACUAGUAGCAGUCUUGAUUCCGGUUGUGUUUUUCGUUAUGGAUAUUGCACGACCGGAGAUCGCUGGCUGGGGUACCUAUAUCAGAUGGGUCGGCUCGGCUGCAGCGAGUGUGGUGGUAUGGGAAUGGGUGGAACGCAUAGAAGCUCUCGAGCGUGAUGAAAAUAAAGAUGGCAUUUUGGGGCGAGAAGUCUUCGAUGGCGAUGAAAUGCUUGAUGUCACUCCGUCAGAGGAAGUUGACUGGCCGCGCUACUCCAGUGGAGAUAGUAAAGGGGGUACAGGUGGUGCGUCUUCGGGAUGGGGUGGUGUCAUGAAUCUUGCCCAUCGUCCUCGAAGGACCAGAGUUGGCAUUCCGCUUAGUCGGAAUCGUGGCGCAGGGGUUACGGGACAAAACACAAAAAGUGCCGCUGCGGCUCGCUAUGUCACUCCUCCGACUGCUACAACCACCCCAGUCAGUCGAACUGACACUAAUAGUGCUGCAAGCACUGUUUAUAACGUUCGAUAUCACCCCGUCGCCAGCCCUACGCCCCCUGUGGUGAUGCCGCAAAUGGAAGAGGAGGAUGAAAUGGAGGAGCCAAAGGAGAUCGAGAUCGAUGGUCGAAAACUUUCUAAUGUCACGGAACACAGACUUUUCACAUCAGAUCCCAGUGAACAGUCACCACAAAUCGCCCAGGCUGAUCCUCGCUGGCGAACUCUAUUCAACUCUUUCAGGCCACGACGCGCAUCUCUACCCAAGGAAGUUGCCUCUGCCCAAGCUGGUGAUGAGCUCGCAGAACAUCAUGAUGAGUCUGACAUGCCUCUGGAUGGUGGUGAGUAUGAGCAUGAGUAUGAACAUAAGCAAUAUAUUAUCCAGCCGAGAAGCUACAAUAAAUUCCUCCCGUUCCACCGAGGUGUAUCCGGUUCAGGGUCUUACAAUGGCGAUACGACUUUACCCGUCACUGUAAUCCCGGCUCGCCGGCGUGGUCAACACACGUGGUUACCUCAGAAUAGGCUUCUAGAGCAGUCUGCAUCUCAUGAAACACGACCUGGCCGCUCUGACCUACCUGUCAGAAUCAUCCCUUCACAACCGCAGGCCUCUGCUCCAUGGAGUGAUUUGAAUCUUGAGAACGGAAAUGGAAACUACGUUCUCCGAUACGACCCAGAUUCAGCGGCUUUGAUCAACGAGCAUGUGAGCCGUUCUCAUACUAGCCAAUCUGUUAAUGAUGAUGGAGAUCAAGCUAGUUCGACCGCCUCCACAGUUUCAGAGGAAAUAGUCGAAACUAUGCCUGAACAGGUCAAUUCUCAUCACCAGAGUGGGUCUGAUACCGCCCCACUGCCGUCUAACAACCACGCGCAGCCUCUUAACGGCGAUGAAAGUUCUUUAUGA
This is a messenger RNA of Penicillium taxi, 2289 nucleotides long. Its product is annotated as PalH/RIM21 family protein. The transcript has 2 exons. Gene Ontology annotation, cellular component: plasma membrane. Gene Ontology annotation, biological process: cellular response to pH. The record is from RefSeq and is a predicted model, not a curated record. The coding region runs from base 1 to 2289 and encodes 762 amino acids. Lineage: Eukaryota; Fungi; Ascomycota; Eurotiomycetes; Eurotiales; Aspergillaceae.